Molecule: messenger RNA, 7503 nt
Organism: Drosophila ficusphila
Lineage: Eukaryota; Metazoa; Arthropoda; Insecta; Diptera; Drosophilidae
Gene: Sptz
Product: zinc finger FYVE domain-containing protein 26 homolog
Exons: 8
Coding region: 354-7085 (2243 amino acids)
Biological process (GO): regulation of cytokinesis; mitotic cytokinesis; double-strand break repair via homologous recombination
Cellular component (GO): midbody; lysosomal membrane; centrosome
Molecular function (GO): phosphatidylinositol-3-phosphate binding; metal ion binding
Source: RefSeq, a predicted model, not a curated record
CAUUACUGGCAACCGUAAGCCACCUAAAUUCUUUGUUAUUCUUUGCAUUCGCCUGCUCCAAAGAUCGGCGGAGUCGGAUUAUUUGAUCGACUCCUGACUGUCCACAGAUAAUAUGCGGGCGUCUGUUAUCACUCGCCACUGGAAUUCCGAAGCCAGAACAGCUGCUAGCCGAGCGAAAACAAAAGGAGAGCCGCAACAAUAGCCCAGUUCCAGAUAAUCAGCAGUGGAAGAUCACUCGGCAAAGCGCCAUUCAGAAGUGAGAAGACCGAACAAUGAACUAGCAUUAGCGCCCUACAAAAAACAGCUGAGCUCAGAAGAACGUUGGACUCCAGAGGAGCAACAGGUGUCUCACAAUGGCAAACCAGCAGGAAGAGAAUCAACGUCAGCUACUGGACUUGCUGUCCAAGGAUCAGCAGCAGGUUUUUGAAACUUUCAUCCAGUGGCUUCAAGGCAAAUCCAAGGGAUCCAUUCAAGCCCACCAGAACGCGCUGCAAUCCGUGUUGCAGACUUCGCCUUAUCCCGCCCUGCAACUGCUCCAGUUGCUCCAUGAGCGCUGUAAGCUGCACAUUAACCAAAUGUUAACCACCUUACUCCGGCACAUGCUAGACGACGAUGUCUCAUCACCGCGUUCCCUUUGUGUGCUGGCUAAUUUUCCCGCAAGCAUUCUGGAGGCGGCUACGCUUCGUCAAAAACUGAUGUCACGUCUGGUGUGUGAAUCAGUUACCAGCGAGCACUUAAUGCUGACCAUGUUGGCGCGAAACGAAGGGCAACUUCUGGAGGAUUUGCUGAAGGAGCAGCAUCAAGCAAUUUGGACGCAGUGCAGCGAGACGGCUCCGACCAAACAGUUGGUUUUGGGCCUGGCACUUAGUCAAAGGGAGCACUUUGUGGCCAGUGUGUGCCAGCAUCUAAAAGACUUCAAGUGGUUUCAAGAUCCCAUUCUACGAAACAACUUGCUAAUCCUCCGAUUAGCUAACGAGUUUGCUCUGGGAACCCAGACAUUGGAUGAGCUAGGCUGCCUGGACAAAUUCUUAGGCGAAUUCGAUGCCAACGCUGUACCGGAGGAGUUGCAAGAAAUACAUCGGUUUUUUUACGCAGACUUUCAACGCCUGGCUACACUGCUCAACUUCCUACAACCUCGGGAAAUUAGCAAAACCCUGAAAGUGGAUUCAUUGCUAAGGGCGCCGGGCGUUCUGUCCCUUCUCCACGAAAAUGGAGUCCAAUGCGACCAUCAGGAGUUACUCCGCCUAAUUGAGGACACCUACAAGUGGCAGCAGCAGACUCCGGCCUUGAAGUGUCAUUACCAGCAGGAGGUGGAGGUUAUUAGUUAUUACACCGCUCUCUGUCAUGUGUACAAUGUGAUUCUGGAUCAAGGCGAGCAGACGACCAAAGAAAAACUAGUGCAGCUCUCCGGGCAGUUGAGACAACUUCAUCAGCUGGGCACUUUAUGCUCUCUGCUGGAGGACAUAUUCCUGUUGGUUUUUCUGCGCUGGGAACAAUUGGAGCAGAGCUUGCAAAAGAGAAGGGAAGAGGAGGAGGACGAUGAAGAGGAUGAUGAUGAGCAGUAUGUCGAUGAUGACGUCACGACGCCUCCACGUCCAACCGCUGUCCACAGCCAACGCACCCGGUACGGAUUCAUCUGCCGCUCGCCCUCGCUGCAAGCUCUCUUCACAUUCCUCAAGGCUUUCGUGACGAAAAAGCUGCAUUCGCAGGAUUAUAAGUGUGCCUCGGAGCACCAGCAACGCUUCCAACGUUUGGUGGAUGCUAUUAGCGAAGCUCUGUGGAAGAUGGGGGUUCUGCAAAAGAUAGAGCAGUCGCUCAGCAAGUCGGCGCCUUCGAUCAGCUGCCUCCUGGAACCGGAACAGCUUCUCCAGUUGGUACAACUCCACAGCACGGCUAAGGAGAAGGCCUCCAGCGACGACGAAAGCCGGGAGCGCAGCAACCAUGUCUCUAGUCUCAGCCGAAGGAAGGCCCGCAAACAGCGACGGGCGGCCAGUUUUAGCGGCGCCGUAGCUUCAAAGACCUCUACGGAUGGAGGACUCACAAUGGAGCAGUACAGGGCGCGGGCGCAGCUGCUCAGUGGAAGUGGCAGUCGGAAAAGCUCUUGCGUUACUGGUCCUUGUGAGCGUUCCAUCAUCCCCAAGAUGCUGAGUUCCCCGGAGCAACUGGCCAUCAUGGCACUUGCCCUAAAGAACUUUAACGAUGUCAAGCAAAUCAUCGAGACCUUUCACCUGGAGCACAGCCAAUUAAGUCGUGAGUUGCAUUUCAUGGAGCAGCAGCAGUUGGUGAAGCAAAAACUAGCCACCAUUUAUGGCAAUUAUCAGGCUUUAGAGGCGCAGCAGGCCAAUUCAGGCGAGACAACCGUGGAGCAGAUCAAAGGCGUAGCUGCCAAAGGCUUCGAGCUGUCCAAGAUCAUUAGCGUGGUGGAUAACUUUGCUCAGGCUCAACGUCUGCAACAAAGCGAGGAGCUAAAGGCCCUCCUCCUGCGGCACAACUCCAACGGCCAACAGGGAUUCCUGCAGCAGUUUGGGGAGCGCAAUUUAAAUGCCUUAAUAAUUUGCGAUCUGAUCGUAAAUCUCGGUUUCAACCGGGAAAUCACCAGCAACUUGUUGUUGGUCAUCCGGCGCCAGCAGCAGCAGAAGAUGGCCAGCGAUGAGGCAUCCUGCUCGCCUGCCUCCUCUGAGAUUGGAGCUACGAGUCUCCUGCAGAACCUCUGCGAAUGUAUGCGCCUUUUGGAGCGAUCUGGCCAGCAGCCUGCGCUAAAUGAACUGCUCUCCUUACAAAGUUAUCCACUGAAGCCCUCGGUAUUGGCUUUGCAACUUCAAAGGGAGGCUGCAUUUCAAAUGCUCUAUCAAAAAGAACCUUCGGACUACUCGCAUGGUCAGGAGUUGCGCUCCAAUUCCGGGCACUUUCAGCAGUUUCGCACGCGUCACAACUACUAUGCCCGCUUUUGCACCUAUGUCCAACAACUGGCGAGACUUCUGCAGCUUAGAGAUCCCAACCUGGAGUACCACACUACGCAGCUCCUCCGCAACGAUCCGUAUGAAGUUAUCGGUGAGCUGAUCUACGAGUGCGGCAUAACACCACUGGAGAUCGAGGCCAGCGUGUCGGCACUUCACCUGAAUCUGGUCCAUGUGAUCGCGCUUAACAUCUGCCCGCAAUUGGGCGAGGAACCCACGAAAAGAUUACCUCGUAUUGUGGCUCCACAGAAGCAGGAGUCCAUCCACAACUACAUCGCGCAGCACAACCAGCUUCUGGCCCAAAUACUAAUGGCUAUACAGAUGGGAAACAUCCCAGAUAGCGAGUCUGGUUUGGACUUCUCUUGCCUGGGACAGCUGGUGCAUCUGCCGGAGGUUGAGAUCUUGGCAUCCAUGCACAACGGAAACCGAGUGCUGGCCGCCCUAAAUACCUACAAGUUGGACAGUGCAAGUCUGGAGCUGUUGGUGACAGAUAAGGAACUACUCCUUCAGAUUCUGCUACUUGGAAUUGGUGGACGUUCAGAUUCCCCAAAAAAACUAAGCUUGCGGAUUGAUCGACUGAUUGAGGAUCUAAUUGAGGAGGAUCCGCGUAACAUUCAGCUCGUGAUGCACAUGAGUAAUCUGGGAUUGCGUGCUCGCCUGCUAAAAGAGCACUUCACUCGCAUUCCCAGCAGUCAGCAGGCCAAGGAACUGAUAGAACGGACUCUGCAGCACCGUCGAGCAACCAAGGCAAUUCCACCAUUUCUGCGUUCCCAACUGGAGCAUACGCUGUCGGACAUAACUAUAUACGCUAAAGUUUCGGCUCUGCUCCAGUUCGAGAGUUGGCCUCAAGCUUACGACUUCGGAAGGCAGACUCCGAAUGUGAUUUUCGAGCAGUUGCUGCAACGAAGGAGAUUUGGAUUGUGUUUGGAAUGGAGCCGUGUGGUUUAUUUGGCUGGAUCUGCGGGUCAACAACGGGUGUGCCUUCUCACCCUAUUGGACGCCCUUUUGGAGUUGCGGGAUGAUGAGGAACUGGACAAGUCCCUGCUGGGCAUCGUGGAGCUAUUUCCGCAAAUGGCGCUGGUUAAUUUCUUGGACACGCACAAGGACAAAUUCAGAUCGCUUCCGCUACUGCAGUGGGUCAUCGAUUACCUGGAGGGUCAUGCUCGUGAUCCACGGCUGUACAGAAACUAUCAACUCUCCCUAGAACUUCUGCGGCAAAUGGAUACCACUGAGCGGUCACAGUUUUGGAAAUUAAUUCGGCAUCCUUUGCUGAUUGUCGAGCAACUCGUAAUGAACGCCCGCUUCGAGUUGCUGGGAAAACUGCUGGAUGCAGCUCGCCUAAAGUUGCAAAAGGAGAAGCCCAUUGGACCAUGCCCUUACUGCUUCAAGAAAACAGGCCAUGUCUACGAUGUUCAGUCCAGCUCUGACUCGGGAACUGGGUCAGGAAGGACACCAGCCAAAGUGCGCUUCCAACUGGGACAAACCGCGUCGGAAGCUUUCAUUCUGCUGAACUUCAACUCCUACCAGCAGGAUCACUAUGUGGGUCAGGAGUGCUUGGACCUGCUCCUGCGAAUUUAUGCCAGCAAGGCUUUGGACUACGAUGUGGCCAAUGUACGGGCUGCCUCCGAACCGAGUUCCCUGGGCACUGAUGUUCAGAAUUCGCUUGAUUCACUUUGUGGCGCCUUCGUGAUGCCGAAACAGGCUCCAAACCGUCAACAGUGGACGCGAGAUGAGGAGGCAAGCCAUUGUAUGUGCUGUCGGCGGGCUGCUUUCACCAUGCUGAUGAGACGCCACCAUUGCCGCCGGUGUGGACGAGUUGUCUGCUAUGCCUGCUCCACGCAUCGGCUUAAAAUUCCAGAGCUCUAUGACGAAUUAGAAGUGCGCAUCUGCAACGAUUGUGCCAGCAGUUUGGCAGUCAGGGAUCAAGGAGACGGUGCAUCGAGUGAAAGAAGCGUUACAUCGACAUCGGGAUCAAGGUCUUCGGGCCAAGGUGAGACCUGCAAGUGGAGACUUAGCGGAAUCAUCACCCAUGACAAGCUGCUGCGCGAGGAGUUCUCCUAUGAGCACGCUCCCAGUGUGGCGUUCUGUUUGUCCAUCCUUCGCAAUCAUGUGGACCAACGUAGUUGCGUGGACCUGUUGCUCUUCCACUGCCGCAAAUUGGAGAAACUGAUCGUGCCCAAUCCGGAGGUGGACUACGGACUGGUAGCCAAGAUGAUUAAUUGCCUGGCUUUCGCCGCAAAGGUUCGUGGGGCUCCUGGAGAGAUGGAGAACAUUCGCGAGCACUCUGAAAUAAUUAUGGCUGUUGUGCAGCAAGGCUGUGAAUUAUUAAUACCAACCGGACCCCUCGAUAAUCACAAUCUGCGAAAGCUGGCGGAUGCUUUGGUGGAGGCGGAGCAUUGGACUCUUGCAUUAGAAGUGCACCUCAAGUGCGGUUUCGCGACCACAGGAGCAAUGGCGGCUCACGGACUGGCUUGCCUUCGAGCCGGUUGCUAUGACGCGGCCCGUGAGAAGUUCUCCCACUGCAUGACUCGUCUUUCCAGCGAUCAACUCAACAAGAGCAUCUGCAAAACCAUAUUUAGUAUGUCGACUGCAGAGGCAGUGCUCCUGCCCAGAAAGCGACCACAACGCGGUCCGGCCCUUCUCCAGGAAAUUCUGCAGUUAAUAGCGUCGAUGCCGCAGAUGCAACCUCAGCCGGAGACUCUUCACCGAGCCUCACUUAUCCGAAAUUCGAAUACAUCGUUGGCCUCGCUUUUCUCACGACGUCGGGAGCCCUACGUCCAGCAACGUCCGCUGCAGGAACCAGCUCUGAACGUAAUGAACGCACUAGCGGGGCUCAAGAACAUAGCCAAGGGACACUAUGGCGGCCAGAUUGCAGUAACCGAGGAAAGUCGGCGGCAGGAACGCGGCUUUGAGGAAUCGCUGCAUUAUGUGCUAACCUACGGCAGCCACGGCGACAUACUCACCUUUCUAAUGCGGCGAGACGAGUUGCGGGCAGCACUUCGCUACUGGCAGCACCAGCAACUGGACGCCGAUCUCUUCAUCCAGCACAUAUUCCAGCCUCAGCUGGCCAACGGAGGCCUGACCGUUUUGAUGGACGAACUGCAGCAAUUGGACGACGCUCAGCUGAGUGCCUGGCGCUUGCCGCUCCUGCAGACCUGCCGUCACUUGGAGCAGCAGCAACAACUGAGUUCGCUUUACCAAUUGCAGCUCCUGCUGAAGGACCCCAUCCGGGCCAGCAUGACGUGUGUGAAGUUCUAUCCCCUCCAGUGCGAGAACUUCCAGAAACUGCAUGCCAAUGCCCAGCACUUGAUCUCGGCUCACAUGCACUUGCAGGGUGAACUGGAUCUUUCCGAGUGGGAACAUUUGCAGCGCCAACAGGGCCGAAGGAGCAGCGUGAGCAGUGGAGCCAGCGUUCGAGGUGCCUGCUUCGCCAUGCAGAUGGACGCCAGGGCUCUUAACGGCCACAUCAAUACCAUUCGACGUCAGUUGGAGGUGGCCAAGUUUUUGGCACAAUGCGAAAAGGAACAGACGCCAGAUGAGCCCCUAAAAACCAUUCAAACUCUAAAGCAGAUCCGAAUGGAGUCCAGCAGAGGAACUUUGCCAACAUUGUUUGAAGGCGCCACAGAUCGCAUUCAGCUGUGCAUCCUGAUCCUACUAUGCGGAAAAAACAUAGACGAAGGCUUUGGCCUAGCUUACGGAAUAAUGCAGGACUAUAAAUUGGCUGCCAUUAAAGUGUUUGGAGCAACGGCAAAGUACCUGGCACGGAAUCAACGCCUGGCAGAGGUAGAACGUCUGGUGGACUGCAUCGGUAGCAACAACGGCGGAAGCAUAUCGGCGGAGUGCGAUGAGAUCCUCUCAAUCGCCGUAAAUUCCGCCGUGCACAGCAGUUCUCCGGAGACCAAGCAGAUGCUGGACAGACUGAUCAAGCGCAUGGGCAGCGUGGAGGUGCGGGUUACCUCCUACAUAUACAUCGGGCAGCUCAAGUCCGCCUAUUUGCUGGCCAACAAGCAUGAGCGACUGGCGGACAUCCGCCGAAUUUUGAGGCAGGCGGAGCUCACCGGCCAAGUGCACAUCAAGAAGCUUUGCGAGAUGAAACUCCAGCUUAGCACCCCGCCAACGCCUCUGUGAUAUCGUAACCCCUCGGGCAAUAACAAUUUACUAUGUACAUCCAAUUUUUUGGGGGUCUAGCUAGUAGCGAAAGAUACCAUUAUGAACAAUUUUUACAUUGUCAUCUCAUGGUAAACCACAUAUUAUCUAUUUGCUAUAGAGAUGCAAAUUUAAAAGUUAUCAUUUGCGUAUUCUUACUUCACUAAAGCUAGUAAACACCCCAACUAUUUUGUAUCUGGUCUAGUAUAGAAAAAUUGUUUUUAGAAAUUAACAUUUACCUAGAUCCAUUUUAAUCUUUCCAAAGGGCCAGCUAGUAUUCUAUCCCCGAGCUCAAAAAGACUCUUCCAACAAUUAACCAAAUUAUAUUAUUGAUUGUACUGUAUUAUCUCAAUGUUAUUUUUAUAUAAAUUAUACUGUUAUAUGUUUACUCAAAAGAAAA